Molecule: messenger RNA, 2915 nt
Organism: Alosa sapidissima (American shad)
Lineage: Eukaryota; Metazoa; Chordata; Actinopteri; Clupeiformes; Clupeidae
Gene: trub1
Product: TruB pseudouridine (psi) synthase family member 1
Exons: 8
Coding region: 35-949 (304 amino acids)
Biological process (GO): tRNA modification; mRNA pseudouridine synthesis
Cellular component (GO): mitochondrion
Molecular function (GO): RNA binding; pseudouridine synthase activity
Source: RefSeq, a predicted model, not a curated record
GUCAUCACUUCGCGCGUUUUCAUUUCAAAUCGGCAUGAGAAGCAUGGCUACGACUGGUGCAAAUAUCGUUCAAAAUGUGUCCUCCUUGUCAAAAUUGCAGUCUUUGAAUGGAAUAUUUGCCAUUUAUAAAAAAUGCGGACCAACAUCUGCCGAUGUGUUAAACUCUUUGAAAGAGAAACUCUUGAAAGAGGCUGGGGUGUCAAAUCCCAAUCCCCGUAAGAGGAAAAAACAAGCCGUGAAAAUCGGUCAUGGUGGCACUCUGGAUAGCGCGGCCUCUGGUGUUCUCGUUGUUGGGAUAGGAGAAGGCACAAAGAUGCUAACCACCAUGCUUGCAGGUUCAAAGAAAUACAGAGCGGUGGGAGAGUUGGGAAAAGCCACAGACACACUUGAUGCCAUUGGCGCUGUAGUGCACGAGAAGAGCUAUGAGCAUGUGACCCGUGAGGCCCUGGAGGAGCAUCUGCAGAAGUUCACCGGAGACAUCAUGCAGGUCCCUCCUCUCUACUCGGCUCUGAAGAAGGAUGGCAAGCGUCUGUCUGUGCUACUAAAACAGGGUCAGGAGGUGGAGGCCAAGCCUGCCCGGCCUGUCACCGUCUACAACCUCACAGUCACAGACUUCAGCCCGCCACUCUUCACCCUGGACAUAGAAUGUGGUGGCGGUUUCUACGUCAGAAGCUUGGUGGAUGACCUUGGAAAAGCCCUGUCGUCCUGUGCCCACGUGCGUGAGCUGGUGCGGACCAAGCAGGGCCAGUUCACCCUGGACGAGCACGCACUGAAGGAGGAGCAGUGGACCCUGCAGCACAUCAGCACUGCCCUGCAGGCCUGUCCCCCAACUGCAAAGCCCCAGCCUGCGCAAAACAGAAAUGCAAAGCACAACAACAAACCUCUGCCCCAGCCCAGCACCCCAGAGCAGGCAAAAGAUGGAGCUGAUGGAGCCAAUAGCAGGGACUGAUCAGCAGGGGGAGCUCCAGAGUCUGUCACGCACUCUGUCAGCAGGCCUGAGGCAUUCUGAGGUGGUGGUGGCGGAGGGUGGUUGUUUUGCCGGCUGCACUGACUUGCUCUGACUGUGGUGGUCUCCACCCUAAGCGUGACCUUUUGAGUUCAUUUAGGUCGUCUGCAGUAUUCCCAACUGUACGAGGCAGCUACAAGGAGCCCUCAAAGUUAUUUGGGUCCAAAAAUCAGAUAUGUUUGAGGCUAAAGUUUUUGUUGAAUGUUAAGCGAGUGAUAGAACUCUUAAGUUAAAAAAAUACUUUUUUCGGCAGCCAGUAACGGCUAAUUCAGCAGCACGUCGACACUGAUGCAAUCUUUUUUUUUCUCUCUAAGUAAUUGUAUAAUAUUAUUAUGCUUGUGUCAGAUUGAUCAGCUUCCUCAUGCUACCUCUUCCUCCUCUCCCAUCAGAUGAACGUGGCUAAAACCCGCCACAGUUUAGUGUGUCCGUAGAGAGGGACAGUAGCAGUGGCCGUGCUGUGAUGUGGGAAGGGAUGAUAUUGGCCAGGGCCUGCUCUCAUCAGACCUGCGCUAAGCCACCGCAGGGUUUGGACACGCGGAUGGUUGUAGUAUUAGCGCCGAUAAUCUGCCUCUCUCUCUCGGCCGCUAGUCAGAGCUCCCUAAAGCAGCAAUCACUUUUUUUCCCCGUCCCUCCCUCCACCAACCCUUUCCCAUGUAAGCGGCAAGCUCUAGGCACACAUGCAAGACUUAGAUGAUUAUUUUCAUGCCCAAGCUCCCAGCUGGCGUCAUGAUGUCACGAUUAUGUAAGAAGAGUAGAAACGAUGUUGAUGUUUCUUUUCAGGUUGUUUUUAUUUCUCUGUGUGUGUGUGUGUGAGAAGGAUUGAGAGAUGUCCAAAAUGUCAAGACAUUUUUUUUGAAGUGUUACGGUCUAAAAAAAAAAAAAAGCAAGAACAAGAAAUCAAAUGUACGUGAUGGGAAUUUCAAGGAAUGUUGUUGAAUAUGCGAUCUGGUGCGUCCAUGGGAAUGAAAACAAACCAAUGCUGACCUCUGCAUGAUUAAUUCCCUCUGUGGUCGCCACAAAAUAUAAAUAAACAUUUGCUUUCACUUCUAAUUACAAAGCCUCUCGUUAAUGUGUAGAUUGUGGGAAAAAAAUGCAAAUUAUGUAAACUCAGCACUGUAUCUCCAGCAUAUAUUUUCAUAAUAUCAUAUUACUGGUAAUGUUUAUGCAGGAAUUGGCAUUCGUCCCCAUCAUAUGCAUACAAAUUGCUUCGCGGUCCCCUAGACACGAAUGAGGAAUUGACUGACAGGUCUGGCUUGCCUUAAGUGAGUUGGGGUUGAUGCAGGUGAGUAAGUGAGUGAUGGUGUAGGUGGUGGUACUGGUUCCUGCGGCUGUUGGAGCAGACGGAUGCUGGGGCCGGCUGCUGCCCCUCUCUCUCUCUCUCUGGCGGGCUAAUCCCCGUCACCCGGGCGCUAAUGGGAUCACCGUCAAAUCUCCCCGGCCCUCAGAUUACUCCGGCUGACUCAUGCUUUUAACGGGCAUUAGUCAUAAUAAACACUGGGGGGAAAACACAGAGGAGGGUCUUGCACCCCCUAACCCCCCCCACCCACCCACCCACCAGCAGCAGGAGCACCAGGGAGGCCAAAUGGCACAACGCUUAACAGCUCCUCAACUUCCCAGAUAUUUCACCAAGAUUUUCCCCACAUGUGAAAGCCUUCCAUCUAUUUGUUACACAAGCCGUAGUGGUGGUGAAGUUCCUUACGGACUGGUUUGAAGUCUGCUGACAUUGUCUGAAUCCCGAUCUCAUCCCUCAGCCCUAAGUCCUGAACCAACGAAGACUUAACUGACAUCCGUCGUAAGUGAUGAAGUUUGCGAGAGUGUAAGGGUUCAAAAUGCUAAUAAUAGGGAUGGAACAGCACCUGUGACCUAUCAUUAAAUUAAACAAAAUAAAACACGUUUCUGUUUUAUGGCA